CCGGAGCCGGCUGGAACCGAGCGGCGAGCCGAGCACGCCUCUGCAGCAGCUCCGCCGCCAGCCACCCACACAGCGUCUCCGGACCAGCAGUCCCCGCUCGUUGCUCUGCCCGUGGUGGGUCCCAUCCGCGAGGCUUAGAAAACUACAAGGCGGUCACCAGACGCCCACUCCAGCAGGCAGCAGCAUGCAGUCGCCUCCAAGCCUGUGCCGACGCGCCCUGGUGGCGCUGCUUCUUGCCUGUGGCGUCGCGGGGAUCUGGGCAGAGGAGAGAGGAUUCCCGCCGGCCGGGGCCACUCCGCCACUUCUGGAGAUGGGAGAGACAAUGACACCUCCCACUAGAACCUCUUGGCCGAAAGGGUCCAACGCCAGCCUGCCAAGGUCGUCCGCACUUCCGCAGGUGCCUAACGGAGGAAGGACUGCAGGGGCUCGGCCACGCACUCUUCCUCCUCCCCCGUGCCAAAGAUCUAUCGAGAUCAAGGACACUUUCAAGUACAUCAACACAGUGGUGUCCUGCCUCGUGUUCGUGUUGGGCAUUAUCGGGAAUUCCACCCUGCUGAGAAUCAUUUAUAAGAACAAGUGUAUGCGAAAUGGACCCAAUAUCUUGAUCGCCAGCCUGGCUCUGGGAGACUUGCUGCACAUCGUCAUUGACAUCCCCAUCAAUGUCUACAAGCUCCUUGCAGAGGACUGGCCUUUUGGAGCUGAGAUGUGCAAGCUGGUGCCUUUCAUACAGAAGGCCUCCGUGGGAAUCACUGUGCUGAGUCUGUGUGCUCUAAGUAUUGACAGAUAUCGAGCUGUUGCUUCUUGGAGUCGAAUUAAAGGAAUCGGGGUGCCAAAAUGGACAGCGGUGGAAAUUGUUUUAAUUUGGGUGGUCUCUGUGGUUCUGGCUGUCCCUGAAGCCGUGGGUUUUGAUAUGAUUACGGUUGACUACAAAGGAAGUUAUCUGCGAAUCUGCUUUCUUCAUCCCACUCAGAAAACAGCCUUCAUGCAGUUUUACAAGACAGCUAAAGAUUGGUGGCUAUUUAGUUUCUAUUUCUGCUUGCCACUGGCCAUUACUGCAUUUUUUUAUACCCUGAUGACCUGUGAAAUGUUGAGAAAGAAGAGUGGCAUGCAAAUUGCUUUAAAUGAUCACUUAAAGCAGAGACGAGAAGUGGCCAAAACAGUCUUUUGCCUGGUGCUUGUCUUUGCCCUCUGUUGGCUCCCCCUUCAUCUCAGCAGGAUUUUGAAGCUCACUCUUUAUGAUCAGAAUGACCCCAGUAGAUGUGAACUUUUGAGCUUUUUGUUGGUUUUGGACUACAUCGGCAUCAACAUGGCCUCCCUGAAUUCCUGCAUUAAUCCAAUAGCUCUGUAUUUGGUGAGCAAAAGAUUCAAAAACUGCUUUAAGGUAAGAGAGUAUUACAAAAUAAAAAGUUCUUUUAAUCUGACAUCAAACAUAACCCUUCAAAUCCAUCAACAUUUUUAUCCAGAGCAACGUAGUAAAUCAUUUUACAAUUUUCCCUUGCAUUGUAUCAUGGAUUUUUUUUUUUUUUUUAAUCAUGACUUUUACUUACAAAUCACUGUAGUCAAUUUUUGCCUAUGGAUCAUAGUCAACCACUCCCUACUGCCUCAACCAAUUAGUUAUACUCAUGGAAUUGCUCAGAAAAUUAAUAAAAAUUAUACUCAUAGAUGUCUGACAGAUGUCACAUAAUAAGAUAAUAGCUAAACAUAGAUUAACUGUUCUGCUUCUCAGUUUUUGGGAGAUUUUGGAUGAUACAGCCACAACAAAUCUGAAUUAUAAACAAAUUAGUCCCUUUUUCCAUGACUAUGAAAACAGCAAAUCAAACAAAGAAAUACAAUUAAACUUCUCCUCUUUUCCAUCUUCUUGGUAAAGGAGAAAUGUGCUGCUCAAUGUGGAAUAUUUGUCAUUAUUCCUCAGUCAGCUGCCUGCAUCCUAACAGCCAUCCAUCCAUUCAUUCACUCCUUCAACAAUCUAACAAGAAAUAAUAUGUUUCCUCCCUGAUAUGGGAAUAGCUCAUUUGUCCCUGGGAUUUCAUCAUUGGAAAGCCAAGAAUUUAGCUGCCCUAUAAAAUCCAAGGCAGUUUAUAAAAUUCUCACUCAUAAUUUAUAGAUUUUAGAGCUGGAAAAUCAUAAAUUCAUAGAUUUUAGAGUUGAAAGAGAAGGUUCAUCAAGAUCAACUCGCUCGUUUUAUAAAACAGAAAACAGUGGAUCAACCGUCUUCUCAUAAUGUAAUUUCUUAGAAAACAAACGGAACAAAAUUUUAGAUUAAAAAAAAUUCAAGAAAAAAAUGGGAAAAUUAUAAUUGAGAUGCUUGUAUACUUUAAAACCUUAUUGUAGAACAACAUUGAAAUGGCACAUGAGACUAUCAUGUGGCUGAAGAAAAUGGUGAUGUAGCCCUAAAUUCACUGGGAUGGAAAGAUGUUUAUGACGUUCUUAAAUGAAAAAAAAUUAGGCUAUGCAACAGUAUGUGUACUGUCAUCUCACUGAAAUAAAUUAUAACCCACUCACAAGCACAUGCACGCAUACAAUCGUGUAUAUAAGUGUGUGGUAGUAUCUAUAUCUAUUUUUCCUAUUUGCAUAGAAAAUAUAUUUAAGUAUCUUGUUUUUGUUUUUGUUUUUUUUAGUGUAACAGAAUAUAUUUGUUGUGAAUAGAUAAGAUUCGAAUCAGUCAGUGUCACCCAAACGUAUUGGGAAGGCGCUCCAAAGGGGGACAUUGAAAGCGGGUUAUAUAGGUCAUUGCAAUGUUAAUUUCUCAGGAGAUAACAUCAAAGCAUGAGCAAGGCUUCAGGGUCCAUAGGUUACAGAAACAGAAUCACCGAGGACAUUCCAUACAUACUAAAACACAGCUUCUAGUCAGACCCUGGAAUUCCUGCUUCUCGAACCUUGGCUGCACAUAAAUAAUUUUCCAAAAGAACCCAAUACUUAAGGCCAAAGGACUCCACUCAGCUGCUUAGUAAGCUAUUAUUUGACGUGAAGGUGACUCCAGGGAGCCACUUUCUUCAAGGCUCAAAAGGACACCUAAGGGGGAUGGCCUGGGUGGGUCACCUAUUUAAGUAUCUAUUUAUCCAAGUAUUGAAAGUGACUUUUUCUUGAUGAGGCGUCUUAAGCAUAUCUUUUUUUUGCUUCUCUGUAUUUUCUAGUAUCACAUGCUAGUAUCGUUUACAUACUCUGUAUAUACUUCUAGUAUCAUAUACUACCUGUAUAAUAUGUAAUUAUAUAUUUUUAAGGAUAAAAACUAAGAGAGCUUAGAAAGGAAGUGGUCCAAGA
Molecule: messenger RNA, 3261 nt
Organism: Trichechus manatus latirostris (Florida manatee)
Lineage: Eukaryota; Metazoa; Chordata; Mammalia; Sirenia; Trichechidae
Gene: EDNRB
Product: endothelin receptor type B
Exons: 7
Coding region: 185-1684 (499 amino acids)
Biological process (GO): developmental pigmentation; enteric nervous system development; regulation of blood pressure
Cellular component (GO): plasma membrane
Molecular function (GO): endothelin receptor activity
Source: RefSeq, a predicted model, not a curated record